GCCGUCGGUGUAACAUCGAAAAUAAUCAGCUUAAGAGAGGUGUCGAAAAACGGUGGUUGGUGUUCUCCAAAUUUGGAAAAAAAUAAGUGUCGUGUCGUUUCACCCUCGGAGCAUUGCUAAAUAAAAAACUGGAUAGGUAAUGCCGUGGACCGAGUACGUACAGUGAUUGUUGGUCGGAGAGUAAAAAAUCUUCAGUAAUUCCACACAGGGGUAAUUCGGAUACCAAGUGAUUUUUUAUCGUUCUUCCCCCGAAAAGGGAUAAUUUCGAAAACGUUCUCAAAAUUGAUUCAGUGCGUUUUACGGUCUCCCCUCGAAGAGCAGGAGGACCUCUGCCCUCUAGUGUGUCAGAAGAAAUUUUAAAUGGAGUGAACUCUAGGUAUAAUAUCGAUAAAGUGUUAUUGGAAUAAUAAUAAUAGGUGAAUCGGCCUGAGUAUCGGUAAGUCCCAAAAUAGGGGCAGGUGUCUCGUUGGAGGGUGGGACCAUUAAAAAUUGCACAAAUGACGGACAUAAGCAGUAUAGGCAUGGUGUCUUAUUACAAUCCGCUGACCAUGUACAGAGGUCAGCAGACGGGAAGUCAGCAGGCAUUGGGCCCCGUUCAGCAAGGGGCCCCAGGUCAAGCAAGUGGACAAGGCCAGCAAGGGGUGGUGUCAGACAGUACCGGUCAGCAAUAUUGGUACACGUAUGGGUCCCAUGGUAGCUACGGGGCCCAUCAUCAGAACCCUGGGGCCCAGCAGUACCUAGACCAUCCAGACGUCCUGUGGCCACCGCACCCCCAUCCGGCUCAUCACUAUUCCCAUCACUUGCAAUAUCAGCAUCAUCACCAUCAUCACCAUCAGGCCUAUCCCCAUCAGCAAAUACAACCCGAGUGGACCAGUGGCGACGAGACCAGCGGAAACGCUGGGAAUAACGGAAACCCCGUGGGUACCGGUGAACCAAGUCCACCAAUUACCGUGAGCGGAAGUGAGAUUAGCAGCCCCGGUACGCCGGCUACACCACCUGCCAAUGGCAGCGGACCCAAUGGGACUAACACGGCGGCCACCACGACUCCCGUCAGACCCGCGCAAAUUCGCAGCCCUUACGAGUGGAUGAAAAAACCAUCUUACCAGAGUCAACCUAAUCCAGGAAAAACGAGGACAAAGGAUAAGUACAGGGUGGUUUAUACGGACCAACAAAGACUCGAGCUGGAGAAGGAGUUUCACUACAGCCGUUACAUUACAAUUCGUCGUAAGGCCGAGCUCGCAGCAACUUUGGCACUCUCGGAGCGUCAGGUCAAAAUUUGGUUUCAAAAUCGACGAGCGAAGGAACGCAAGCAAGUGAAAAAACGUGAGGAGUUGGAGCAAAAGGACUCGAAGCCAAGUACAGACGCCCUGAACGGUGCCGCGAGUGGAGGUAUGGCCAGUUUAGCAGCGUUAGGCGGAAUGGGAGGGAUGCUCGGCGGACUUAUGCAUAAUGGUGGGUCCCCACCUUUGGGUCUGGGCCCACCCCACUCGUUGGCAGCUCUUGGCCACUCGCCAGCAUCUCUUCAUUCCCACUCACAUCAGCACAGCCAUCCCGCCCAUACGCUCGCCGGAUUGUGACCGGAUGAUACCAUGUGAUGUUUUAACUUUAAUAAUAAAAAUAAUUGUAUGUAGUUUUCAAAUGACAAAUCAUUAAGCUUACUGUAAUAACAGAUCAUCGUUUGGUUAUAAUCGAUUGUCGCACGCUAUGGAGAGACUGAACCAAUGGAACAAGAGAAAUAUGUAAAUCGGGGUAACCAGCUAAUUUCUUUUUAACUUGAAAAUUAAACACUUGUCUCAAAAAGUAUCGUAUUUGCUUUAAAGUGACUAAUUCUCAAGUAUCGUUACGGUCAACCGUCGUUUACCUCGAGUAAGGAUUUACGUGGUGUAAGUAAUACGAAAGAUCGAAACGUUAAAUUAUUUUUUUAUUUUUACUCGAGAGAUCAUAAAUAUAUAUUUUUUAAUUCAUCAUAAUAAAACGUACCCUUAAAUUCUCUUUCUUUCGAGAGAAUCAAUUUUCAUACUACCGCGUAUUUCGUUCGUCGCGCGUAAGAAAACUCAAAAUCUCCAAUUUUUAAUUAAACUGACAUCCCAAACCUUAUUUCGAGCUAAUCGUUCAUUGGCGCAGUGCUUCCCUUCGUAGCGUAAAUACGAAUUUUAAAAAUAAGCCCACCAUCGUUUUUAAGCAAUUUUGUAAAUAUUUUAUUGUAUCAUUGACAGCGAUUGUUGAAAAAAAAAUUAUCUACGAAACGUCACGUCCACAAUGUUAAUUCGGACAAUAGGAAUAUAUAUAUAUAUAUAUAUAUAUAUAUACAUACAUAUACAUAUAUAAGCUACCUACAAAAAUGCGAAUAAGAAUGUUAAUCGAUAAAAAAAUUAGAAUUAAUUAUAGUCACUGUACCGAGCACAGUUCUCAAAAAAAAGUUAUAUACAUAUAUAAAACAUUUCCCUUAGAUAUUUACGGCACACGCACGUGUUACAUUUGGUAAAAAACUAUAUUAUUAUAUGUAACAUAUAUAUGUAUAUAUACAGUCCAUUAGGUCCCACCAGCCACCCACCCACCAUCGAUACGUAAGACUCCUCCAUACAUUUACUCGGUACUUUCUUAUCUUUUAUCCUUAUCUGUCCAAUCUCCGUCAAAUUUUUAGCAUUUAUAAUAAUUAUUAAUUAAUUUAUGCUAAUCGCGUCUGUGCCUCUUUCCGUCAUUGUCCUGCAGCUUAAAUAUUCUCUCUCUCCUCCUACACCUCCCCCCCCCCUCUCUCUCUCUCUCUCUCUCUCUCUCUCUCUCUCUCAAUCUUCGUAAUUCGUUUUCUCAAGCCUCCCAUUGCGCAACGUAUAAUUAAUCUUGAAAAAGACUUUUGCAGUGGAUACGAAACAUAUCGUUGCGAAUGAAAAUAAUAAUUUUUCGAUUUCCUCCUUUCAGCAAGCAUUUACUUAAUUUACGUCUAAAGGCAAAGCAACAGUUUGAAUUUUUGGCAAUUGCGAGAGGUCGGUCGCUCAGGGAUAUAUGAAUUUUAAGCCCGCAAUAGCUAUAGGUAUACGCAUACGUAACGGUUGCUCUGCGCUCGUCGUGUUGUUUUGUUCGUGCACAAAUCAUACGAGAUAAAUGCAUGAGAUCGUCGAAGAUAUCUGAAUACGAUUUUUCACGAUAAACAACAACGCCGAUCACACCGAAUGGAAUUUAAAUGAUUUUGGACGACUCGAAAAUAUUAUUGACGACGAAGCUCGAGUUUCAUCCACGUGUUGCGUAUGACAUGCGAAAGACGUUGAAAUGACAGUGAUAAUGCUGGUCAUUGAUUUUUAUACUUGCGCAAUUAUUAUUUUCUUCUUUCCAAUGAAAAUAUAUACACGAUUCGGAGUAGUAGCACGUGGCAGCUGGUUGUGUACGUUUGAUGAAUAUAGGAAAAUAUUUUCUUUUUUUUUCAAAUAUCGAGAACGCGUGCUACUAACCUUUAAUCGCGAGUAAAUUUGACAGGCGAGGGUGGAUGGGAGGCAUUGGGGAGAAAAAAAUUUUUAAUAAAAAAACAAAGGCAACGAUGAAUUAUAAAGUGUAUAAAAAGUAUACAGGAUACACUGUACGGGAGACCGUGAAUCAACGAGUGACGGAGAGGGUAGCGAAAAAUAAAAAUAGAGUGAAAAGAGAGAGAGAGAGAGAGAGAGAGAGAGAGAGUGACAGAGAGGGGGGGAAGGUGUAUAAUUGUAAAGAGUAUGUAAGUAAACGUAAAGUAUAAGGAAUUGAUAGAGUAAAUGAGAGUCAGAGAGAAACAGAGAGAGUGUGCGUGCGUGUGUAUGAGAGAGAGAGAGAGAGGGAAUGAAUUAAUAUAUGUAAUAAAUGAAAAAUCUCACGUUAUCGUAUGUUGAAACAAAAAGUUGUACAUAUAGCACGCUUAACGAGUAAUAAGUUAUUAUCGAUCGUAUUAUUAUUAUUAAUAUUAAUGUUGAUUGCUAUCACUACUAUCAUUGCUAUUAUUAACGUGCAGACGGGCACAAAUCGCACUGGUCGAGCGGGAGCCGUGAACUUUGAACCCGGACGAUUGUAAAAUUUUCCGAGUUGACAGUCGACGUAAUCUUUCUUCUUUUAUUACAAACUAUUUUUCUCGCUUCUUCGACCUGCAGUGGCUAUUAUUAUUAUUAUCGAUUAAUUGAUCAAUUAAUUAAGCAUUAAUUAUCGCAUAUUACUAUCGCGGUGCAUUAUCACGAUUAUUAGUAUUAUUAUGUAUCAUCGAUUUGUACAGUUUAGAUAUUACUUUAUUUUUCUGUUAAUGGGGAAAAAAUAUAUAUAUAUAUAUAUAUUCAAUUGAAACAUCCACUAUAGGCACGUACGUCAAAUUUUAUACAUGAAUAACAUAAACGGAGAUCGACCGAGCCUCCUUCGUAAAUCUUGUGCACAAUAUAAAUAAUCAAGAGACAAUUAAGAAAAAAAAAAAAAAAAAAAAA
This is a messenger RNA of Cephus cinctus (wheat stem sawfly), 4433 nucleotides long. Its product is annotated as homeobox protein CHOX-CAD. Gene Ontology annotation, cellular component: nucleus. Gene Ontology annotation, biological process: animal organ morphogenesis; regulation of transcription by RNA polymerase II; cell differentiation. NCBI's taxonomy places the organism in Eukaryota, Metazoa, Arthropoda, Insecta, Hymenoptera, Cephidae. The record is from RefSeq and is a predicted model, not a curated record. Gene Ontology annotation, molecular function: RNA polymerase II transcription regulatory region sequence-specific DNA binding; DNA-binding transcription factor activity, RNA polymerase II-specific.